Messenger RNA from Pistacia vera, 1020 nucleotides. Its product is annotated as histone chaperone ASF1B-like. Gene Ontology annotation, cellular component: nucleus. Bases 158 to 772 code for a protein of 204 amino acids. Gene Ontology annotation, molecular function: histone binding. Gene Ontology annotation, biological process: DNA replication-dependent chromatin assembly. The record is from RefSeq and is a predicted model, not a curated record. Lineage: Eukaryota; Viridiplantae; Streptophyta; Magnoliopsida; Sapindales; Anacardiaceae. The transcript has 3 exons.
CCUCUCCAGUCUCCUCACACUGCCAAUUCUCGGUCACCGGUGGUUUCUCUCAAAUCCCUGUUCUAGGGUUUUUCUAAUCUUCGAUGAAGGAUAUCGAUACCCCGUACAGGAAUAGAGCUAACCCUUCAGCGGCUUCAUUUCACUGCGGUUCUUUACUAUGAGCGCCGUCAACAUCACGAACGUCACCGUUUUGGACAACCCCGCCGCCUUCCUAAACCCCUUUCAGUUCGAAAUCUCAUACGAGUGCUUGACUCCUCUUAAAGACGAUUUGGAAUGGAAACUCAUUUACGUGGGAUCUGCUGAGGAUGAAACUUACGACCAACUCUUAGAAAGUGUGCUUGUUGGCCCUGUAAAUGUUGGGAACUAUCGUUUUGUCUUGCAGGCAGACCCUCCAGACCCCUCAAAAAUUCGUGAAGAGGAUAUAAUUGGCGUCACAGUGCUGCUAUUGACGUGCUCUUACAUGGGACAGGAAUUUAUCCGAGUGGGAUACUAUGUAAACAAUGAUUACGAUGAUGAGCAGCUAAGAGAGGAACCUCCCCCAAAGGUUUUGAUUGAUAAAGUUCAAAGAAAUAUAUUAGCUGACAAGCCUAGAGUCACAAAAUUUCCAAUCAAUUUUCAUCCAGAGAACAAUGAGCCUGCAGAAGGAAAUCCUCCUUCACCUGAUCAUGCUAUCGAAACAAAUGGGAAUGGAGAACUGCCCCCCUCACCUGAUCAUCUGCAUGGGAACGGAGAAGUACCCCCGUCUCCUGAUCAUCCGCCUCAUGAUCAGUAGUUUGCAGUGUCAAAUUUUCUACACAACAAGCCUCCAACUUUUUUACAACUUUUGCAUGGUGGCCAUUACUGGUGAAUUAGUUUUGAAAAUGUCAAACAUAUGCAAUUCCAGUGACUUAGUUCCUGAGAGCAACUUUUGUAAAGUCUUAAAUGAUAUGUUUGUAGCAUCUUUUGCCUUUUGAUUGCUGAGCUGCUUAUACUUAAAAAAUUUUGUUACUCACUGAAUUCAAAUAUGAUCUAAGUAGAUGC